This is a messenger RNA of Macaca mulatta (Rhesus monkey), 1173 nucleotides long. The record is from RefSeq and is a predicted model, not a curated record. NCBI's taxonomy places the organism in Eukaryota, Metazoa, Chordata, Mammalia, Primates, Cercopithecidae.
UUAUUCACUACAUUCCCUCUUACUCCUCUUUCCCACCUUAAGAUACAUGAUCCCUUAAUUCAGGCUCAGGCUGAAGAACUGACCCACUUUCUACAGAAGAUACAGGAAGGGAGAGGUGUCUGCUACCUUUUCACCCAGCAUGUGAAGAACACAGUCAAGUCUUUUGGGGGCCUUCUUAGGAACACUGGCAUUGCCUACUACCAGAGACAGAGAUUCUGUGAGCAAAUGGUACAAGGAAGCCAGCUGACAGAGAACCUUGUCAGAAAACUGGCCACAGAAAAUCACAAUGGUAAGAAAAAUGAAGACAGGCAAAAGCUACUGGCUCCCAGGCUCAGGAGGAAGGUCUUGGAGGAAGAAAUGGAUGAAGUCCUGGAGGACUCACUAGAUGAACAGCAUUUGACUCAUUCCAGCUGCCAUGUCUCCCACCAACUUCCCAGCAGCAAUGCCUUCCUCUUUGAUGCACAGGAAGACUCCUCUGCUCUGGAUAUACAAAGAUGAGAUCCAGAGCCAGCGGCAGCACCUGAAGGAAACCCUUUUCAUCAACAACUGCCUGCGAGAAAAGCUGGAACGUCAUCUCAGCAGCUUUGAUGAAGAAAAUGGAUGCACCUCUAACCUCUACAGGCAGAUCAUAGAUUCCGUUGUCCAGCUGUAUAAUGAAAACAGAGUUCUCAGAGAAGAAUACCGGAGACUCCCCCGGCUUGCCUGAAUCAAAUUUCCAGAGGUAACAACUAAUGUUGGAACUAUCAAAAGCUCUUCUCUACUUUUAACAAAGCUUAGUCACAAACAGCUCCCCAGUUGAUGAGAAAAACUGAAACAACAGAACGAUUGAAAGUCCAAAUCUGAAAACUCCAUCCCUGAGAAGCAAAUUUUACAGCCACUCCAGAUUUGUACUCCAAAUGGAUAGUUUGAUUGUAGAAAUCACAUCCCUUCAGCCUGCAAAUAUGAUAACUGCCCAAGAAACAGUGAUACCUAGAUUCAUAGAUAAUCCCCUUUCCCCCAACCUAUAUAUAACUGGAGUCAACAGCAGCUGGAGGAAAAUGGCAAGGACUUGGAAUCAAGAUUAAGUUAGAAUAACACUGCUGUAGACUGUUUAUCAGCUCUUCAGCGUAUGUCCGUUUUCCUCGAAGGAUGAGCGUUUAGAAACCUCUGACAAUAAAGUUUAUUUUACACACA